GGGGUCCGCGGAUCCCACCCGGCGUGACCCCGCGGACGUCUCGUUCCGCACCUACCCGGCGCGCACCGGCCCCCUCUCCCGGAGCCCUACGGCCGGAACUCUCGGCACCCGGGGAACUGAGAGUUGAGUUGGGCCUGCGACCGAUGGGCGUUGGGACCUCGGACUCGUGGGCCAACCCCUCUGCCUCGGUUAUUUUCCUGGACCAUUAGCUGCUCUUUGGGGUCUGAAGCCUGCCAUUUGCCUUCAACAUUCAGCUUUCUCCCUGUGGCAGCUGGGGCUCUAAUUUGAGCUGUGAGCUCCCUUCCUUUCUUGCCACUCCCCUGUCGUCAGCUUUUGGUUCACACCUUGCAGGCAUCCACUGUAGUCUAGCUGGCAGCAAUGACAUCCAGGCAGGGUCAGCUGUAUGGUCUGGCUGCUCAGGGCCUCUGGCUCCUGGGCUUCAUCCUUCUGAUGGAUGUGUCUGCCAGACCUGCCAAUCACUCGUCCACUCGGGAGAGAGCAGCCAACAAGGAGGAGAAUGAAAUCCUGCCCCCAGACCACCUGAAUGGGGUGAAGCUAGAGAUGGAUGGGCACCUCAACAAGGACUUCCACCAGGAGGUCUUCUUGGGGAAGGACGUGGAUGGGUUUGAUGAGGAUGCAGAGCCACGGAGGAGCCGGAGGAAGCUAAUGGUCAUCUUCUCCAAAGUGGAUGCAAACACUGACCGGAGGAUUAGUGCUGAGGAGAUGCAGCGCUGGAUCAUGGAGAAGACAGCAGAACACUUCCAGGAGGCUGUCAGGGAGAACAAGUUGCACUUCCGAGCUGUUGACCCUGAUGGUGAUGGCCAUGUGUCCUGGGAUGAAUACAAAGUGAAGUUUUUGGCAAGCAAAGGCCACAAUGAGAGGGAAGUUGCUGAUGCCAUCAAGAAUCAUGAGGAGCUUAAAGUGGACGAGGAGACACAGGAAGUCCUUGAGAACCUCAAAGACCGCUGGUAUCAGGCAGACAAUCCUCCAGCUGACCUGCUGCUGACUGAGGAGGAGUUUUUGUCAUUCCUUCACCCCGAGCACAGCCGGGGCAUGCUCAAGUUCAUGGUCAAGGAGAUCGUCCGGGACCUGGACCAGGAUGGUGAUAAGCAGCUCUCCCUGCCUGAGUUCAUCUCCUUGCCUGUGGGCACUGUUGAGAACCAACAGGGCCAGGACAUUGAUGACAACUGGGUGAAAGACAGGAAAAAAGAAUUUGAAGACCUGAUUGAUUCCAACCACGAUGGCAUUGUGACCAUGGAGGAGCUGGAGAGCUACAUGGACCCCCUGAAUGAGUACAAUGCCCUCAAUGAGGCGAAGCAGAUGAUUGCCAUUGCUGAUGAGAACCAGAACCACCACCUGGAGCCUGAGGAGAUCCUUAAGUACAGCGAGUUCUUCACAGGCAGCAAGCUGAUGGACUAUGCCCGCAAUGUGCACGAGGAAUUCUGAGUGCCCUUAGGCCCAGCUCCUGGCUGGGCCAAGCCCCCUUCCUCUCUGACCUCUACACAUUCUGAGUGGCUGUGGCCCAGUGAAGUCUGGUGGUUGGCUGGGGCCCUGGGUGGCUCUGGAGCAGUGGCCUGUUUCGCAUGUGGGCGUUGCCAUGUUCCCCAACUUGAUGCCCUGGAGCCUCCUCCCUCCUGCUGCCCUGUGGACACAUGCUCUGGUCUGGCUCAUCUCGAGGCCAGGACAUGGCCCAGGUUUAUUAAAGAUGUGCUUAUUAGCA
This is a messenger RNA of Perognathus longimembris pacificus (Pacific pocket mouse), 1720 nucleotides long. It is a transcript of the gene Sdf4, whose product is annotated as stromal cell derived factor 4. The transcript has 7 exons. Gene Ontology annotation, cellular component: endoplasmic reticulum. Lineage: Eukaryota; Metazoa; Chordata; Mammalia; Rodentia; Heteromyidae. Gene Ontology annotation, biological process: calcium-ion regulated exocytosis. The record is from RefSeq and is a predicted model, not a curated record. Bases 379 to 1446 code for a protein of 355 amino acids. Gene Ontology annotation, molecular function: calcium ion binding.